ACGUUAUAUCUGCGACUCUUCCCAGUGCGCAUGUGCGGUGUCUGUCCGGCGCAUGUCGAUGAUAUUGAAACGACAUGGCGGUGUUAUUGGAAACAACGUUAGGAGAUAUCGUGAUUGAUUUAUACACAGAAGAGAGACCGAAAGCCUCGCUGAACUUCCUGAAACUGUGCAAAAUCAAAUAUUACAACUAUUGUCUGAUUCACAAUGUUCAGAGAGAUUUCAUCGUCCAGACGGGAGACCCCACCGGCACGGGCCGAGGAGGAGAGUCUGUGUUCUGUAAACUGUAUGGCGAUCAGGCACGCUUUUUUGAGUCCGAGAAGGUGCCCAGGAUCAAGCAUAGAAAGAAAGGGACGGUGUCUAUGGUGAACAACGGCACCGACCAGCAUGGCUCUCAGUUCCUGAUCACCUCAAGUGAGAAUCUGGAUUAUUUGGAUGGCGUUCACACUGUGUUUGGAGAGGUCACAGAGGGCAUGGACGUGCUGGCUAAAAUCAACGAGACCUUUGUUGACAACGACUUCAUCCCCUUUCAGGACAUCAGGAUUAAUCACACAGUGAUUCUGGAUGACCCGUUUGAUGAUCCCGCGGGCCUCCCGGUUCCAGACCGAUCGCCUGAACCCACUAAAGAGCAGCUGGAUAGUGGUCGGAUUGGGGCCGACGAGGCCAUAAACGAUGAUGACGGAGAUGCUGAGCAGCUGGAUGAACUGAUAAAAGACAAGGAAGCAAAGACGCAAGCCAUUCUACUAGAGAUGGUGGGUGAUCUGCCAGAUGCAGAAGUCAAGCCUCCAGAGAACGUGCUGUUUGUGUGUAAACUGAAUCCUGUGACCACAGAUGAAGAUCUAGAGAUCAUCUUCUCACGUUUCGGCUCCAUUAAAUGUUGUGAGAUCAUCAGAGACUGGAAAACAGCAGAAUCUCUGUGCUAUGCAUUCAUCGAGUUUGACAAGGAGGAGGACUGUGAAAAAGCGUACUUCAAAAUGGACAACGUCCUGAUAGAUGACCGUCGCAUUCAUGUGGACUUCAGCCAGUCUGUGUCUAAGAUCAAAUGGAAAGGCAAAGGUGGGAAGUACACCAAAGAUGACUUUAAGGCCUAUGAGAAAGACCUGGACAACAAAUCCAAACUGGCUUUGAAAGACAAAGUCAAAAGCAAGCAGGACUCCCGUUAUGAGCUUCUCUUAGAUGAGGAAGAGGACGACAGAGAGAAACGAGACCGGAAACGACACUCAGACAACGAAAGGUCCAAGGAUAAAAAGUCAAAGGAUCGCGAUGAGAGUCGUAGAGAAAAAGAUAAAGGCAGACAGCGGUCGCGUUCAAGAGACAGAGAGAGACCAAAGGACAAGGAAAGAGAGAAGGAAAAACAGAGAGAGCGAGGCAGAGAGCGAGACGGCGAGCACAAACGCCACAGGCGAGACCGCAGUCGCAGCCCCAAGAGAUCCAAGUAUUACAGCUGACCGCCAGCACUGGCUACUUCCU
This is a messenger RNA of Rhinichthys klamathensis goyatoka, 1467 nucleotides long. It is a transcript of the gene ppil4, whose product is annotated as peptidylprolyl isomerase (cyclophilin)-like 4. The transcript has 13 exons. Lineage: Eukaryota; Metazoa; Chordata; Actinopteri; Cypriniformes; Leuciscidae. The record is from RefSeq and is a predicted model, not a curated record. Gene Ontology annotation, molecular function: RNA binding; peptidyl-prolyl cis-trans isomerase activity. Gene Ontology annotation, biological process: protein peptidyl-prolyl isomerization. The coding region runs from base 75 to 1445 and encodes 456 amino acids. Gene Ontology annotation, cellular component: nucleus.